Telopea speciosissima is the source of this 1020-nucleotide messenger RNA. RefSeq names its product probable protein phosphatase 2C BIPP2C1. Lineage: Eukaryota; Viridiplantae; Streptophyta; Magnoliopsida; Proteales; Proteaceae. The record is from RefSeq and is a predicted model, not a curated record. Bases 1 to 957 code for a protein of 318 amino acids. The transcript has 7 exons.
AUGGGGAAAAAGUGGUUAGUUUUUGGUGUUUUGGUGUUGUGUGCUGUUGCAGUGGAAUCCGCAUAUACACCGGCGUCGGCUGCCGACAGUUCUCAGUUUGGGGUUGCACUCAACACGACUAAGCCUCUCACUCUUCCUUCUGCAUGUGGGGUUUCAUCUCCUUCCGUUAGCCACUGUAGGGAGAUGGCGAGCUCAACAGAGGGACUUUUCCUUUCUUCAGGUGCUGCAAUGUUGCCACAUCCUUCCAAGGCAUUGACAGGUGGAGAGGAUGCUUUUUUUGUCACACAUAAUUGGUUAGGUGUAGCUGAUGGAGUUGGUCAGUGGUCACUGAAAGGUAUUAAUGCUGGACUUUAUGCCCGUGAGCUAAUGGAGGGUUGCGCAAAGAUGGUUUCAGAAUUUCAAGGAGCUCAACUAAUGAAACCUGAAGAAAUUCUUAUUCAAAGUGCUGCAGAAGCACGUUCCUUUGGUUCGUCUACAGUUUUGGUUGCUUAUUUUGAUGGUCAGGCUCUCAAUGUGGCAAAUAUUGGGGACUCUGGUUUCAUCAUAAUAAGAAAUGGCUCUGUUUUUAGAAGGUCCUCUCCAAUGGUUUAUGGAUUCAAUUUUCCAUUGCAGAUUGGAAGAGGGGAUGAUCCAUCAGAGCUUAUAGAGGGAUACAAAAUUGAUUUGGAUGAGGGCGACAUAGUCAUCACUGCAACAGAUGGGCUUUUUGACAAUCUUUAUGAACAAGAAAUAAAAACGAUUGUAUCAAAAUCAUUGGAAGCAAGUCUGAAACCUAAGGAAAUAGCAGCAUUCUUAGCUUCAAGAGCACAAGAAGUGGGGAAGUCGGCAUCAGUAAUGAGUCCUUUUGCAGAUGCUGCCCGGGCAGCUGGGUACACAAGAGAUACUGGUGGAAAGCUUGAUGAUGUUACUGUUAUUGUUUCUUUUGUACAACAGAAUUCCAACUUUUACCCCGAGUGAUACAAUCUUCAUUUUAUUCUUUAAUUUGAUGCUGUCAAUACAAAUAAGAUUUGCAGUUUUCCC